Molecule: messenger RNA, 1728 nt
Organism: Penicillium argentinense
Lineage: Eukaryota; Fungi; Ascomycota; Eurotiomycetes; Eurotiales; Aspergillaceae
Product: FAD-binding oxidoreductase
Exons: 1
Coding region: 1-1728 (575 amino acids)
Biological process (GO): steroid metabolic process
Cellular component (GO): membrane; cytoplasm
Molecular function (GO): FAD binding; Delta24(24-1) sterol reductase activity
Source: RefSeq, a predicted model, not a curated record
AUGUGGCCUCACCGCCCGAUUCCGCAGGCAGCCAUGUUCGGCCGGGCGAUCAGCGCUGCGUCGGCGGCUUGCUUCUUGCAUCCCGUACAUCUCCUUGCAUACAUGAACCUGUACAAUAAUUGCUUUUUCUCUACAAUGGACCACGCCACAACGGUCCAACAGAUCUCCGAAAGGGUAGCCGACUUCCACCGUCGUCAACAACCUUUCCGCAUCUACCAUGGCUCAACGAACAGCACCCGCCCCGCAAACCACUCCGCAUCCACAACCGUGAGCACCGCAGGUUUGACGCGAGUCCUGGAAAUCGAUGUCGAGCGAUGCACCGCCGUCGUGGAGCCCAACGUCCCAAUGGACGAUCUCGUCGCCACUACCCGGCAACAGGGCCUCGUCCCGCUCGUCGUGAUGGAGUUUCCCGGCAUCACUGUUGGCGGCGGCUUCUCCGGGACCUCCGGGGAGAGUAGCUCGUUUCGAGAGGGGUUUUUUGACCAUACGGUUAACUGGGUGGAGAUGGUUCUUGCGGACGGUCAGGUUGUCAAGGCGUUUAAUGAUCGCAUUCUGAGCAAUGAUCAUGUUCAGGAGAAACGGUCGGAUUUGUUCUGGGGCGCUGCGUCGUCGUUUGGGACCAUGGGUGUUGUGACAUUGUUGGAGGUGAGGUUGAAGAAGGCGGAUCCGCUGGUGGAGUUGAAGUACUAUGUGAGCUCGGACAUGAAGGAUGCGCUCCGCAUAUUUCAGCAGGCGAGUGCCGAUCCGCAGACAGAGUACCUGGAUGGCAUUGUGUAUGCGCACAACAAGAUUGUGGUUUGUGCUGGGCGACAGGUCGAGAAUAUCUCAGCAACAAACUCGACGGUUCAGCGGUUUACUCGACGCGCAGACAAGUGGUUCUAUCUGCACGUGGAAAAGAUCGCGAAGAGCUUCAGCUCCAGCCAAAAUAACAUCUCGACACCCGCGGCCGUCGACUACAUCCCGCUGACCGAUUACUUAUUCCGGUACGACCGCGGCGGCUUCUGGGUAGCUCGCUAUGCUUACAGCUACUUCCUCACCCCAUUCAACUUCAUCACACGCUGGAUCCUCGACCGAUUCAUGCAUACCCGAGUGAUGUACCACGCAUUGCACGUCAGCGGCCUAUCACGCUUCUACAUUAUCCAAGACAUCGGCGUCCCCGUCUCCACAGCCGCCGAAUUCCUAGACUGGCUGGACCGCCCCGAGAACUUCGGCGAAUACCCCCUCUGGCUGUGCCCGCUCCCGCCCGGAAGUGCAGGAGGCCUAGAAGGGCAGGCUGUGAAAGACUUCGACAACGAAGACGCGGAUAGAACAACGCUCAUGAACUUUGGCAUCUGGGGCCCAUCCAACGCUAAGGGGCAGGAUGACUUUAUGAGAAAGAAUCGACAAAUUGAACACAAGGUCCAUAGUCUGGGCGGGAAGAAGUGGUUGUACGCACACACUUACUACACCGAGUCGGAAUUUUGGGAUAUAUAUAACAAGGACCGAUAUGAUUCUCUUCGGGAGAAGUACCACGCGCAGCAUCUCCCGACUUUGUAUGACAAGGUACGCGUGCGCGAGUCGGAUCUUCCUGGUGCACAUAGGGGAAACUUUGAGAGUGGGUGGAAGGGGAUGGUUAAGCGGGCUCUUUGGGAUGUGUGGCCUUUCAGUGGAUUGUAUGGUGUUUACAAGGCUUGGAGAGGAGGUGAUUAUCUUUUGCAGAAGGAGGCCUCCAGCAAGAAGAUUGAGUGA